Messenger RNA from Trichomonas vaginalis G3, 1158 nucleotides. Its product is annotated as protein ubiquitination. The record is from RefSeq and is a predicted model, not a curated record. The coding region runs from base 1 to 1158 and encodes 385 amino acids. Lineage: Eukaryota; Parabasalia; Trichomonadida; Trichomonadidae. The transcript has a single exon. Gene Ontology annotation, molecular function: protein binding.
AUGUAUAAUGACCUAGAAAAUUUCAUUGCAUUUACGGAGAGAGAUGAAUUUCAUAACAAUCAAAAACUUGAAAGUGCUUUAUAUCCAUAUCCUUACGAAGAUUAUUCAUUACUUGAAUUAUGUUGUUACCAUGGAGCUGUUGAUUGUUUCAAAUUUUUAAGAACAAAAUUUAACUCAGAAAUAACUCAAAAAUGUCUACAACUUUCAUUUUUAGGAGGAAAUCCAGAGAUCAUGAGUGAAUGUUUGAAAUAUCGAAAACCAGAUGAAAGAUGCAUGGAAUAUGCAAUUAUAUCACACAACAUUGAUUUUGUUACAUUCUUGAUGAAUGAAUACAAUAUAAAAAUUAAUUUAACAUGCUGCGAAUGGUAUAACAAUCUUGAAUCAAUUUUAGUUUAUUUCGAUCAAACAAAUGAUAUAAGCAAUAACUUUGUUUAUGCAACAAAGUUCAAUAUUCCAUCACUUUGCGAAUAUUUCCUUAAACACGGGGCAAUUACCAAUGAAAAGAAUGAUAUUGGAAAAACUGCUCUUUAUUAUGCAGUACGUUAUUGUAGCAUAGAAAUGGCUGAAAUUCUUAUUUCACAUGGUGCAAAUUUCAAUAAAAAAGAUUAUGAUGGACUAACUUCUCUUCAUGAUGCAGCAAUAUAUAAUAACAAAGAAAUGGCCGAAUUUCUUAUUUCACAUGGUGUUAAUAUCAAUGAAAAAGAUAGAUAUGGGAAAACCGCUCUUCAUUAUGCAGCACUUUAUAAUAGUACAGAAACAGCCGAACCUCUUAUUUCAAAUGGUGCAAAUAUCAAUGAAAAAGAUGAUUUUAUACAUACUGCUCUUCUUAAUGCAGCAGGCAAUAAAAACAAAGAAAUGGCCAAAUUUCUUAUUUUACAUGGUGCAAAUGUCGAUGAAAAAGAUAAUCUUGGACAAGCCGCUCUUCAUUUUGCAGCACGUUAUAAUUACAAAGAACUAGCAGAACUUCUUAUUUUACAUGGUGCAAAUAUCAACGAACAAAAUAAUUUUAGAUAUACUGCUCUUAAAUAUGCAGCACUUUAUAGAAGUAAAGAAACAGCUGAACUUCUUAUUUCAUACGGCGCAAAUAUCAAUGGAAUAGAGUACUUCAUUGAGAAUUAUGGAAUAAAAAUAAAAAAGCAGCCGGAGCUUCGUAUUUGA